AUGACAGAAAUGGAUGAUGGCUCUUCGAGACCUCCACAAAUCUCUGAAAUGUUUCAGAAAUUCGCUCUCGCUUUCAAGACCAAAACUUUCGAGUUCUUCGCGGAAGAGGAAGCUGAGGACUCCGAUAGCUUAGCACUCUCGACUCUGCUGAAGAGGUCAUCACAGACCAGAAGGUCUUUGAGCAGAACCCAGAUCAGACCUAUCAAUACCCAGAUGACCCAGACUCUGCUUUCGUCGAUUUUUGCUACGGUUUCGUCGUUCGAAGCUUCGUACCUUCAAUUACAGACUGCCCAUGUGCCUUUCGUUGAAGAAAAUCUCAAGGCAGCUGAUCGAGCUCUGAUCUCUCACCUUCAGAGGCUCUCAGAAUUCAAGCAUUUUUAUAGAGAUUUUUGUACAAGUUCUAAUUUUGGUUCUGAUAUUCCAAUUGGGUCUUGCUUGGAAGCUCAGGUGCAAGAGAAUCAGAGCAAGCUUAGGACUUUGGGAACCAUGUCCAACAGGUUACAGACAGAGAUUGAUCAAAAAGACAAUGAAGUUAUGGCUCUGAGGAAAAAAUUGGGUGAGAUUCAAAAGUCUAAUUUGAAACUAUCUAAGAGGUUAUCUGCUACUUUAAAUUCUCCUUGUGAAGUUUUGUUGUCCGUUAGAGUCUUUGAUUCGGUUCUACAUGAUGCUUUUAGAUUAACACACAGAUUUACUAAAAUUUUGAUAACUUUGAUGGAGAAAGCUGGGUGGGAUUUAGAUUUGGCUGCUAAUUUAGUUCAUCCUGAUAUUGAGUAUGUUAAAAAAGCGCAUAACCGGUAUGCUUUCUUGUCAUAUGUUUGUUUGGGAAUGUUCAAAGGUUUUGAUUCAAAAGGUUUUGGUUUAGAUGAGAGUGAAAUGUUGUGUAAUGGGCAUGGUCCGGAGUUGGAUAAGAAUAAGGCUUCUUUGAAGCAAUUACUUGAGCAUGCGUCAAGCAAUCCAAUGGAGUUGUUAAGUAGGAAUCAAAACUGUGAAUUUUCAAGAUUUUGUGAGAGCAAGUAUCAAGAGAUUAUCCACCCCACCGUGGAAUCUUCAAUUUUUAGUAAUUUGGAUAGAAACCAAGUUGUGUUGAGUUCAUGGAGGUCUUUGAGUGUAUUCUAUGAUUCAUUCGUUAGCAUGGCUAGCUCGAUAUGGAUGCUCCAAAAGUUGGCCUACUCUUUUGAUCCAGCGGUUCAGAUAUUCCAAGUGGAAAGAGGCAUAGAUUUUUCUAUGGUGUAUAUGGAAGAUGUCACUAGGAGAUUGUUGUUGCCAGGUACAACCAGGAUGAAAGUUGGGUUUACAGUGGUUCCGGGUUUUAAGAUUGGAAGGACAGUAAUUCAAUCCCAGGCAAAGGCAGGAGGUGAUCAGAUGAGGCUGUUGAUCUUUUGA
This is a messenger RNA of Prunus armeniaca (apricot), 1383 nucleotides long. The record is from the annotation of a GenBank genome assembly. Lineage: Eukaryota; Viridiplantae; Streptophyta; Magnoliopsida; Rosales; Rosaceae.